Cyprinus carpio (common carp) is the source of this 1949-nucleotide messenger RNA. Its product is annotated as cyclin-J. Gene Ontology annotation, molecular function: cyclin-dependent protein serine/threonine kinase regulator activity. Gene Ontology annotation, cellular component: cyclin-dependent protein kinase holoenzyme complex; cytoplasm; nucleus. Gene Ontology annotation, biological process: regulation of cyclin-dependent protein serine/threonine kinase activity; mitotic cell cycle phase transition. NCBI's taxonomy places the organism in Eukaryota, Metazoa, Chordata, Actinopteri, Cypriniformes, Cyprinidae. The record is from RefSeq and is a predicted model, not a curated record.
UGGCUGAGAUUGUCAAUUGGCUCGCCGUGCCGUGCAUUGUUUCUUUGCUCGUGAACACAAUGUAAUCUAAUCUUUGAUUUGAUUUACACUUUGAUUAUCCGAGUGAGUUUGUCCGGCUGCUAGUUUUCAUUGUACUGUCUGUAUGCAGACGUCCUUGUGUGCGGAGCCCAAUGGAGCUGGAGGGUCAGUGGUGGAAAGGAGAACUUGCAGAGGACAUCUAUCAGGCCCUGCGUUACAAAGAGCUGCGGUUGCCUGCGUACAAAGGCCAGUCCCCACAGCUGAGCCUUAGACGAUAUUUUGCAGACCUUAUCGCUAUAGUCAGCAAUCGCUUCAAGCUGUGUCCGGCGGCCAGACACUUGGCUGUUUAUCUGCUGGACCUGUUCAUGGACCGCUAUGACAUCUCGGUACAGCAGCUUCACAUGGUCGCGCUGUCCUGCUUGCUUUUGGCCAGUAAGUUUGAGGAGAGAGAAGACCGCGUCCCGAAGCUGGAGACCCUGAACAGUCUGGGCUGCAUGAGCUCUAUGAACCUGGUUCUGACCAAACAGGGUCUCCUGCACAUGGAGCUGCUGCUCCUCGAGACGUUUCAGUGGAACUUGUACCUCCCCACCGCUGCUCACUUCAUCGAGUACUACCUGCCGGUCGCCGUGAACGAGAUGGACCUGCAUGACGGCUGGCCGAUGGUAUGCAUGGAGAAGACCAUGCUAUACAUGUCCAAAUAUGCUGACUACUUCCUAGAGGUCUCUUUACAAGACCAUGCAUUUCUGCGAUUCGUCCCGUCCCUGGUUGCUGCAGCGUGUGUUGCCGCCUCCAGGGUUAUCUUGCGUCUGUCUCCGACCUGGCCUCCGCGCCUGCAGCGUCUGUCAGCGUACACCUGGGAGCAGCUGCUGCCCUGCGUAGAGAGACUUCUAAUUACUCAUGACAGUGACGUAAAGGAAGCAAACAAGCAGAAAUGCCCUCAGCCGAGUGCUCAGCCUGGACAGAUGAUGUAUCCCGUCCAAGGUCAGAGUGUGUCCUUGCAUCAGUACAUGCAGCGGCCAAACACGCAAUACAUGCAGCAGAACUGCCAGCCAGUGGUAGUGUCUUCUCAAGGUCCUGCGACAUAUCUGACACAUACGGCGCCAAUGCAGGUCUCCACGGCCCCUCUGCACGGCCUCACACAGACACAGAGCAUGGAUGCCAAGGUGAACAUGCCCAGCAGGGCUUACCAGGUGAACUCACUGUACCCCUGCGCUGCUCCCUGCUUCGACAGGUGAUGAAACCGCACAGGAAAGCAUCGGACCGUUUACACUGCACAGGGGAGAGUUUGUAUUCAUAAAGCAAGCACACUGCUCUUAACUGUUACUUGAAUCGAAACACGUCAGCUGCUGAAUUCCAGAUCCUUUUUAAUUGACGUGAUCAGGGUGAAAGCUAGAUGAUUUAAAUCACUGUAAUGUUCGUGAGGUGUGGCAUAAUGUGAAAUGUGCAAUAUUCUAAUGUUGUCGUGCAUUACUCGCUGAAUACUGCCUUGUGGUGUUUCAUUUGUUAAGUUUACUUAAGUAUUACUAUUAUUAUUUAUGGCCAUCUUUCAUAAAUGAAGACAUCAUGGGAUUUCAUAUCAACGUUGUAUAAAAAAUUAAGGUGUUUUUUACUAACACAAGCAAGUGAUAUUUUGCUCUACCUCAUUGAAUGCAGUGUUGUCUCGUAACCUUACAAAUGCACUUUGGUACAGUGUUGUGUGUUUUUGUUUGUUUUUCCUUUUUUUAAUAAAAAUCCAACAUUUCUGUUGUAGCAAGUUUUGGUUUUGGGUGUUGAAAUUUUACACUUAGGUUUGUAGCCACUAGAACAUGUUCACGAUUAAAACUAACCCUUCUCAGAUUCACAAACAUUCACGUAUUGAAACUGUAUUAGUUAAAACUAAACAAUCUCGUUCACUGUAUUAUUAUUAUUAUUAUUUAUUAUUUUUUUUUUUA